This is a messenger RNA of Penicillium samsonianum, 3432 nucleotides long. Its product is annotated as condensin subunit YCG1. The transcript is spliced from 2 exons. Bases 1 to 3432 code for a protein of 1143 amino acids. Lineage: Eukaryota; Fungi; Ascomycota; Eurotiomycetes; Eurotiales; Aspergillaceae. Gene Ontology annotation, cellular component: condensed chromosome; condensin complex. The record is from RefSeq and is a predicted model, not a curated record. Gene Ontology annotation, biological process: mitotic chromosome condensation.
AUGCCUGGCAGAGUCGCCGCCCGUUCGACAUCUGCGACGACACGCAGGUCGUCAGCACAGCCCUCUGCGUCUGGGCGUGCUGGCUCCGUUACUCCAUCGUUUGCGAUCCCCGAAGAACCAACAGAGCCAUCAUCGUCCCCCACUUUGCGUCGCGAUGUGUGCUUGCUCUUUGCGGAUGCUCAGCGCUCCACUACCGGUCACCGAAAGCUUGUUGUGCGCCUGCGCAAGCUCCAAGAGUUUUGCUGUGGUAUCUCACAAAAGAAGAAUAACAAAGGAAAAGACCAAGAGCCCGAGGAGGCAUUGAUUCCCGGUGAGGAAACGGAGGCCGAGAAGGAAUUCAACACGGAAGUCGGCCGCUGCAUGCUCCGGAUUCUCACAAUCAAGAAGAGCGAGCCUGUUGGAGACCGAAUUUUGCGCUUCUUGGGUACUUUCCUCGGUCAUGCCGCUGAGAAAGAUAAUGAGAUUUUUGCCGCGGGUGAAGAUGAUGACCACAAUCCCGAGACACCAACUGCCCGCCUCACAUCUAGUCUUAUUUCGCUGAUGGGACCCGUCAUGGGUGCCAAGGAUAAGAUGGUGCGCUUCCGCGCAACACAAAUUACCGCCCACAUUGUGAACUCGCUGGAAUCGAUCGACGACGAGCUAUACCAUACGAUAAGACAGGGCCUUCUGAGGCGUCUCCGUGAUAAGGAGGCCUCCGUCCGGGUACAGGCGGUCCUGGGGCUAGGACGUUUGGCGGGAGACGAUGGAGAAGACGAAGGCAAUGACGACAACUCUGCCCUUCUUGAGAAGCUGAUCGAAAUUAUGCAAAAUGAUACAAGCGCCGACGUUCGCAAAAUGCUCCUCACAAAUCUCCCCCUCGCUCCAGUGACGCUUCCUUAUCUUCUUGAGCGAGCCCGUGAUCUGGAUGCCCCUACCAGACGCGCACUGUACUCACGUCUUCUGCCUACCCUGGGCGACUUCCGCCAUUUAUCUCUAUCAAUGAGAGAAAAGCUCCUCCGAUGGGGUCUACGUGAUCGUGAUGAAAGUGUUCGUAAGGCUACGGCCAAAUUGUUCUACGACAGAUGGGUCGAGGAUUGCGCUGGCACGAACAAUGACCCGAAUCAGGGACCAACUGGCCAGCGCUCUGCACCCGACAUCAACGCGCUGCUUGAACUUCUGGAGAGAAUUGACGUUGUUAAUUCUGGAAUGGAAAGCGGAAUUGCACAUGAGGCAAUGCGCGGGUUCUGGGAGGGCCGUGCGGACUAUCGUGAAGCUGUUGUCUUUGACGAGCCUUUCUGGGAGAAUCUAACUGGUGAAUCCGCGUUCUUGCUCCGGUCCUUCAACGACUUCUGCCGCGUGGAGAAUGAAGGCAAGUACGACAGCCUAGCAGAAGACAAGAUGCCCGAGGUCACCGCGAUGGCCUAUUUCCUAGGCAAAUACAUCACUAAUCUCUUGGAGCGGAAGAAGAUUUCCAAAGAGUCUGGUGAAGCGAAUGAUGAUGACGCUGUCGAGCACGAAUUUGUUGUGGAACAGUUGCUCCAUAUCGCCAUCACUCUAGAUUACAGCGAUGAGGUCGGUCGACGAAAGAUGUUCUCGCUUCUGCGAGAAACUUUGGCCGUGCCAGAACUCCCGGAAGAGAGCACGAAACUCGUCGUUGAAACACUCCGCUGUGUCUGCGGACCUGAUACUGCAGCUGAGGCCGAAUUUUGCAGUGUUGUUCUGGAAGCUAUUGCCGAAGUUCACGACACCAUCACCACCGAAGAUAGUUUUGUUUCUGCUAGGUCUGAGAUCAGUGACGACACUAGCAGACGAUCCGAAACUCCUGGGGAUGAAGAGGUCGCUCCCUUUAAUAAGGAAGAAGCCAAGGCCAAGAUCGUCCGCGAGAUUGUUGUUAAUAUGAAGUGUCUGUAUAUUGCUCAGUGCAUGUUGCAGAAUGUCCAGGGCCACCUGCAGCAGAACAUGAACCUGGUUACUAUGCUGAAUAACCUUGUGGUGCCCGCUGUUCGCAGCCACGAAGCUCCAAUCAGAGAGCGUGGUCUCUUGUGCUUGGGUCUUUGCUGUCUGCUUGACAAGAAUUUGGCCGAAGAAAAUAUGACACUCUUCAUUCACUGCUAUAGCAAGGGUCACGAGGCAUUGCAAGUCACAGCUUUACAAAUCCUCUGCGAUAUGAUCACAACUCACCCAUCCCUACUCGCUCCCGUUACCCAGGCUGAUGGCGAGACCGUCACGCCACCUGCCAUGCAGAAGCCUUUGCUGAAGGUUUUCGCCCGAGCUCUGCGUGCCAACUCUCCCAACAGCGUGCAGUCCGGAGCAGCCGCCGCUCUCUGCAAGCUGCUACUUACCAAUACCUUCACACCCUCUGGACCGAAUGUCCCACCCGCAAUCCAGGAACUCAAUCAGAAUGCUGUUGAAACUCUGUUGCUGUCCCUCGUGGUCUCCUUCUACCACCCACGCACUCGUGAAAACCCAGCACUACGACAGUCAUUGGCUUAUUUCUUCCCUGUAUACUGCCAUUCCCGCGUGGAAAACACGCAGCACAUGCGCCGGGUGGCCGUACCGGUUAUCCGUGCUGUGAUGAAUGCUGCAGAGGAACACUACUCACUCGAGGCCGAGGAAGACAGUGAUGGGGAAAUCGAUCCAAGCGUCGGCGAGCGCGAGGUCAAGGCUCUCAUGGCUGGUGUUGUUGGUAUGCUUUCUGAGUGGACUGAUGAGCGCCGAGUCGUUGGCCUCGGUGGUGAACGAAUUCUGGCUGGCGGUGCUGCAAGCUCCAAUGUUUGUGGAUGGGUUCACCUCGCCCUAGUUAAGGAGAUCCUCGAGCGUGUUCUCGGUGUCAGCGCUGCCGCGAAUCGCUGCUCACGCGAAGAACGCAAGCUUCUCUUUUCUCUUCUCAGCAAGCUUUACUUCGCCGCCCCUACAGUACCGGCGCCUGCACGAGCUAGCUCUCGUGCCCCCGAGGGGGAUGAUCAAUUCCGAACUAGCAUUCGCAGUGCUACGGGUGUCGAAAUCGAUCCUGAAAACACUGCGCUCGCGACCGAGGUCAAGGACCUAUUGGACCAAACCAUUGAAGAGGGUCUCGCCGCUGAAGCCUCCAGCCGAAAUGCUCUCGUCAAGGCCAAGAACGCGAUCCUCAAGAUCCUUGCCGUUGCACAGGAUGGUCGCGCUGCUAGCGCUCGUCCUCGUGAAGGCACUGAAGACCCUGACAACGAUGGAGCUAGUGUACGCUCUGGUAGUGUUCGUCGCUCUGUGGACCCUACUGGUGGUUAUAGCCGUCGUCGUGUCUCUGUUGAGCCGAGUAUCAUGGAGGAAGACGAGGGUGAGGGUGACAGCCGUCUUACUUCUGCUACAGCCAAUCGUCCCAUUGUCUCCAUUGAACCCAGUAUCAUGGAAGAAGAUGAAGAUGACCAUGAUACUAGUAGGGGGACAAUAAUCAAGGAAGAGACGGGUGAUGAGUGA